AGUCUUUCAAGUACUGCCGACUGCAGACAACUAUCAGGUAGCAUACCUAGAGUUGUUUUUAUUUUCUCGUGUCAAUGCUCUUAUUAUAAUAACAGUUGAUUUUAUUUCCAAUCGUUCUUUUUGUUUUGUAAUUUUUAAUGCCUGUAAAUUUAUUAUUCGUAAAUACCGUGUGUAGCACUGUUACCGAACGAUUAUGUAUAGAUAGACCAAUGUUCCGUUGUGUAAAUGACGCUACGCCUGAAAAACGUUGUGCUUAUAUAGUGUGUAAACUUUGUUUUUAUUGACUACAUGUAUACCGACUGUAGAAGAUCACAAAAUUUCUGUACAAAUCGUCCAGAUUCUAAUGUAAGAGGCUUUGUGAAAGUUUAUAUUAAAAUGCGGAAAAGUUAUUUUUAUUUAUAAAUAAAACAUUGAAAAGUAUGCGCGUCUUGUACAAAUCUAAGUAUUCCUGAUAAACUGUAGCGAUUAUAGCUUCGUAAAGAGAAAGAGAAACUGCCAAACUCAACCGUAUAGCGGCGCUACCUGAAUAAAAAUAUGGCCCUUAUCUCGGUUUAACUUUGUGAGAGGAAUAUCGCGUCGACAAUGGCACUAGAUGAAGUACAUAAAGCAGUUUGGUAGUUGUCUCCUCUGUGCAGUGAUUCGAACAAAUUAUUUUAAUCUUUGCUCCAUUUGAAUUAUUAAUUUUUAACAGUAUUUCUAUUCAUUUUUUAUUGUAUAUAUGGAUCUUCUCGAUAGAUAAAACUUCAAAUAGUUAGAUUUUUGAAUACUCUCUGAAAUGGCUCACGUCGAUUGAUAAGAAAGUAUAAAAAAGAUAACUCACUCUCUGCCACGAGAAAUAUUCGUUCUUCAUCAGUUAUGAAUUUCACAUAGAAGCGAAUAUUAAGUAUAGACAAUUUCGCAAGAUGGCAUCGGCUUGGGAAGCUUGUUGCUCAAAUAUUCCACAGCGAUGGAUAGUCGUGAUAAUGAGCUUUUUAGGACUGUUCAACGCGUAUGCCAUGCGGGUUUGUUUAUCGAUAGCUAUUACGGAAAUGGUCGUACCUACGAAUAACACAGAAGAAUUCGUCGACGAUACCUGCCCCGACAAUAACGACAAAAGCGAUAUUAUAGAAUUCAAUAAUAAAACUGUCGUAAACACAGAACUGUUCGAAUGGAGCGAAUACACGCAGGGUAUAAUUCUCUCCUCUUUCUACUGGGGCUACAUCCUGACCAACUUACCAGGUGGUCUGAUCGCCGAGAAGUUCGGCGGCAAGCACACCCUCGGCCUUGGCAUCCUGUCCACCGCAAUAUUCACGAUAUCGACGCCCUUCUGCGUCAUGUACGGCGACUCGACGACUCUGGUCUUUCUGCGAAUACUCAUGGGCAUAGGCGAAGGCCCCACCUAUCCUGCCCUCAGCGUUUUGAUAGCCCAAUGGAUUCCGGAACACGAGCGAUCGAAAGCCGGCGCUGUAGCCUUUUCCGGUGCGCCUCUGGGCACGAUCUUCGGGAUGCUGGCGUCGGGCUUGAUUCUGCGCAACGGUAGCUGGCCGACUGUUUUCUACUUCUUCGGGGUCGUCGGCUUUCUCCAGUUCUUGCUCAACUCGGCCUUCUGCUACAGCAAGCCCAGCGAUCAUCCGUUCAUCGGCAAGUCCGAAGCCAAGUACCUGAAAGAGCAACUGAAGAACACGCACGCGAACCUACCACCGACUCCCUGGCGCCACAUUCUGCGCUCGAAGCCGGUCUGGGCCCUGGUCGUGGCGACGAUCGGUAACGCUUGGGGCUUCCUGACGAUCUGCAGCGACAUGCCCAAGUACAUGAGCAGCGUCCUCAAGUUCUCCGUCCAGAGCAACGGGUACUUCUCCUCGGUGCCCUACCUCUGCAUGUGGAUCAACAGCUGCGUGUCCUCCGCCAUUGCCGAUUAUCUCAUCACGAGCAGGCGGGUGUCGAUCAGCAAUAUGAGAAAGAUCGGCAGCACGAUCUCAUCCCUGGGACCGGGUAUCUUCAUCGUCGCGGCCUCGUACGCCGGCUGCAACGGCUUCCUCGUCGUUCUCCUGCUCACCAUAGGCAUGACCUUCAUGGGCUGUGCCACCUUUGCCAUUCUGGUGAACAUGCUGGAUCUGGGGCCCAAUUACGCCGGAACGCUGAUGGGCAUCGUCAACGGAAUCUCUACGUUGAGCGGCAUAGCCUCGCCGUACGUCGUGGGUUUGAUAACGCCGAAUCAGACGAUAAGCGAGUGGCGAGCUGUGUUCUGGAUCGUUUUCGGGAUGUUCUUCGUGUCGAACGCUAUCUUUGUAUUAUACGGCAGCGGAGAGCUGCAGGAGUGGAACGACCCGGCUUUCCUAGCCAGAGAGAAGAUGAAGAGCAAGGACGACGAGAAGGAAGGCAUACAGCUGAUGCCUAUGAAAGCUUGAGAGUGUUUGUGAUUUUUAGACCGUAGACGUGAAUGAGAAAACAUUAUUGUUCAAGAAAUUUCAUAAAUUAAACGUUGAGUACAAAAGAAUACAGUGACGACAAAACCAUAAGUUUUUUAAUUAGCACCUGCGUUUUCACACUUCAUAUUCUUUGCUUAUCUUGUUUACCUUUCGCCUAUGAAUUAGAACUGUUUCUAGGCAAUAUAUCUUCCUUAUCUUCAUCAUUAAAAAAAAAAAUAUUUUAACUAAAAUUCACGACGCACGGCUAUCUGCAGCAUUAGCAUAGGUAUCCUUGUUGGUGGAUUAAUAGUCAUGAGUCAUCGAUACAACAUUCAAAAUUACUUAAAAAAGCAGUAAAAGCUUUAUUAACGAUUUAUUACAUUUGUAUUAUGAGAGCGAAUAAGAUGACUUACUUUUAAUUAAAAGUAAAUAUUAUUAAGGAAGCCCUUGGUUACUGCUAUAGUUUUAUUAAGUAUACAACGUUAAGACGUUUGCGGAAAACGAAUGUCGCUCUCGCCUUGCUUCUCAAUGAUAAAUAAAUGUUUCCAAUUUAAAAAAACA
Nasonia vitripennis (jewel wasp) is the source of this 2948-nucleotide messenger RNA. RefSeq names its product putative inorganic phosphate cotransporter. Gene Ontology annotation, molecular function: transmembrane transporter activity. The transcript has 4 exons. NCBI's taxonomy places the organism in Eukaryota, Metazoa, Arthropoda, Insecta, Hymenoptera, Pteromalidae. Bases 903 to 2387 code for a protein of 494 amino acids. The record is from RefSeq and is a predicted model, not a curated record. Gene Ontology annotation, biological process: monoatomic anion transport; transmembrane transport.